Molecule: messenger RNA, 1095 nt
Organism: Diprion similis
Lineage: Eukaryota; Metazoa; Arthropoda; Insecta; Hymenoptera; Diprionidae
Gene: Pex10
Product: peroxisome biogenesis factor 10
Exons: 4
Coding region: 183-1073 (296 amino acids)
Biological process (GO): protein import into peroxisome matrix
Cellular component (GO): peroxisomal membrane
Molecular function (GO): zinc ion binding
Source: RefSeq, a predicted model, not a curated record
CGUCACAACGCAUUCGACCAACGUAAACGCAACCGCUUAGUCAUACGCAGCCACACACCGAACGACAUCCGGAACGCCAGAUUCGUCCAGGAUAUUUUUUCGUACUUGUUUAGGCAGGAAUUUUGGCUCCAAUCCGUCACCACGAGCGUCGAUUUUACUUAUUUUGCAGCUACAAACUCGAGAUGAAAUUCAAAAGGUCAACGAUGGAGCGAGUUACUCGACGUGGUUUCCGAUCGAAGGGUGCGAAUCAGGCAGAAAUAUUAAGAGCCCGUCAGAGGGAUGAUAUGUUCGUUACAAAUUUGCGGGAAAACUUAUCGGAAUUGAUGCACAAACUCGGUGGCAGCAAAUUACUUCUUCACAUUGUUCAGUCCGAGCUACCAGCUAAAUUCGCCUAUUUCAUUGCUACUACAGCAAUGAACAAUCAGACUAUUGGUGAGGAGUACACCGGCAUCAUUCAAGCUGAUCUCAAAGCCUUGAAGGUUCCAUCUCUCGCAGCAAGAACGUUAGCCAUACUAUUGGAAUGCUUUGGCGAACAGGCCUUGAUAAGGAUAUUAGACAGGCUAUUGGUCUCGAUCAACUAUCCGGGAAACGAAUUAACACCCGAGGCGAAAUCUAUUCUAAAUUCUUCACUGACGAGACUCAGAACUGCUAUUCCCAUCGUAAUUCUAGCCCAUCGAGGUCUCUUCUAUAUUCUUGGUCGGUAUUACAGCCUCGGUAAAAGAAUCGCCGGCGUUGAUUAUAUCAAGGUAUACGGUCGUCGUCCAGCUGGAGGGAUAAGUUGGGCUCUGCGAUUUUUGGGGGUGGCAACGAUCGCUCAAUGUUUAUUGAAGCUCUGGAACAGCCGACAGUUGUUAGCAUCUGAGGAGGUAAAAACAGUUGAAAUCGCGAAAGGAUUGGGCGCAGCUUCGCGUAGCUGCCAAUUAUGCCUCGAAGUUGUACCAACGACUGCAACACCCUGCGGUCAUCUUUUCUGUUGGCAGUGUAUUUCGGACUGGCUUUCCGCCAGACCGCAGUGCCCGUUCUGCAGAGAGUAUGCCCAUCCAUCUAGAAUUAUAUAUUUAUUAAAUAUUUGAGAAAUGCGGGUAAAGAAAAGAA